Molecule: messenger RNA, 381 nt
Organism: Anisakis simplex (herring worm)
Lineage: Eukaryota; Metazoa; Nematoda; Chromadorea; Rhabditida; Anisakidae
Source: the annotation of a GenBank genome assembly
AGGCAUUUUCAGCUGGAUGUAUUGGCUGAUAAGGAGCUGGAUAUAAGUGAAUUUGAAGCAGCCAAACGAAGUUUAGUUUGUGACCUAAUGGAAUCUCUAGAGACGGUGAAACGAGCUGCUGAUCAAACUCUACUCGCACAAUUCAGACAAAUCCCGGCAGAUUACACUAGAGAGCUAUGUGAACAAAUCUGGAGUGCAUCCGUGGAAGAGGUGCUCGAGAAAGGAUCAGCACCUUUGCGUAAUCUGUUUGAUGAUGCGAAAUGCACACGUUCAAUCUGCGUGCAUCCGUCAAAAGUUGACGAUGUCAAAGGGCAUUUCCCAAAUAUUCAAUGCGUUCCCAUUGAACAACUUGCCAUCGAUCCUUCACUGAAGCAGUUUUAA